Molecule: messenger RNA, 5934 nt
Organism: Tachyglossus aculeatus (Australian echidna)
Lineage: Eukaryota; Metazoa; Chordata; Mammalia; Monotremata; Tachyglossidae
Gene: UBFD1
Product: ubiquitin family domain containing 1
Exons: 7
Coding region: 39-923 (294 amino acids)
Molecular function (GO): cadherin binding; RNA binding
Source: RefSeq, a predicted model, not a curated record
CGGCGCGGUACGGCAAGGCGGCGUUGGACACAAUCAUCAUGGCGGCGGCGGCGGGAGCCCCGGAUGACGUUGAAGAAGCCGGCAUGGAAACGGACAAUCCCAAACUGCAGUUGAACUGCGUGGAAACGGGAGAGGAGAACCCUGUGUUAUCUAAGAGCGCCGUGCCGGCGGACCAGGCCCAAGGGGACACCGCCUCUGCUCAGGCUUCCGUCAGCAAUGGUGACGAGGCCGAGGCUGGAAAGGAAUUGGUGGAUUUAAAGAUCAUUUGGAACAAAAACAAGUAUGACGUGAAGUUUCCCCUCGACAACACAGGGGCGGAACUGAAGCAGAAGAUACACUCAAUCACAGGGCUCCCACCUGCCAUGCAGAAAGUCAUGUUUAAGGGACUUCUACCUGAGGAGAAAACAUUACGGGAAAUCAAAGUGACCAGUGGUGCCAAGAUCAUGGUAGUUGGUUCAACAAUAAAUGACGUUCUAGCAGUAAAUACUCCCAAAGAUUCAGCCCAGCAGGAGUCCAAAUCUGAAGAGAAUAAGAAGGAGCCACUUUGUAGACAAAAGCAACACAGAAAAGUGUUAGAUAAAGGAAAACCUGAAGACGUGAUGCCUUCGGUUAAGGGUGCCCAGGAGCGGCUGCCAACGGUACCAUUAUCGGGCAUGUACAAUAAGACAGGAGGAAAAGUGAGACUUACCUUUAAACUAGAGCAAGAUCAACUGUGGAUCGGCACUAAAGAGAGAACUGAAAAACUACCCAUGGGAUCCAUUAAAAAUGUGGUCAGUGAACCUAUUGAAGGACAUGAAGAUUAUCACAUGAUGGCAUUUCAGUUGGGUCCUACGGAAGCCUCAUACUACUGGGUGUACUGGGUUCCAACUCAAUAUGUGGAUGCAAUCAAAGACACUGUGCUGGGAAAAUGGCAGUAUUUUUGAAAGCACUUUCACCUCUGGCACAGGAGACUGACCUAAACCUAAGGACACUGCUGGGACAGGCCUGCGACGUCCCUGGAUUUCACAGGACUGGAACUUUUAUUAAGAAAAUCCACUCUGAGGCGACAUUGAGCGAAGCCAGAGGUGAUGUACUUUCACCCUUAGUUGACUUUUUAACUUAAAAUUGCAGAGUCCCUUCCCCGCAGUCAGCUUCAAAGUAUAUUUAAAGUGGAUAAGACGGAAACGAAUAAAUGUAAAUUCAGAACGUGUCGGUGUGGAAUACUCUUAAAUCUGCUGAGGAGCAGAUCUCCCGGCUCUGGUUUGGAACAAGAAAUCAUCACUGUGUUGCCCAGUCUGUGUGAAUUUGGAAACAGAAGGCAAAUAUUUUCAGAAGUCCUUGGUUGCAAACCAAGGGUUUGAAUUAACUUGACUAAUUUGUUGUGGCUGAGAACUUUGAGACUCGCUUAUUUUCUCUCAAAUUAACUCUAUAAACAGUAUGCAAACUGGGAGUGGGGGGGGCUAGAUUAGUAAAGCCAUAUUUUUCCUGGCCUUUUCAGGUUUGACUCUUUCCCUCCUCCACCUCACCCCAAGAGCAGAAUUGAACUUUUGAUUGUGUUUUUUCAGCCCAAAGAUAAUUUUUGUACUUUCUCGCCUCCCGGCACCGGCCCCUACUGUUUGUCUUUUAGGGCUGGUUCUCCUGACUCCUCUCAGAUGCUGAUUGUCGCGAGCUGGGGGAGGGAAAUGCCUCUGGUGGUGCCCGGUGGCCCGCUCACCUUGGGGCAGGCUAAACUUAAAGGAGGUAUCUAUCCGUUUCCUACUCUCCUAAAUCUUGCCUUUACGGUCCAGCAUGUCUAUGCAGCUUGUUUUCUGACGCAAUUGCGGCCUACGGUAUUGCAAACGAGGUUUAGGCUCCCCAAGUUGGCUAUUGGGCGGAAAUGUGGCAGUAUUUCAUUACCCUUCAGCCAACCCUGUGCCAUGAGCCUUAGUGUUAGAAAUGUAGCCCUUUUCCUUGGUGCCAUCUUCAUUUGUCAGGAUCCAAGUGCUGGCUUACCAGGGUAAGGCAGAAAGGACGAAGAUCUGUCCAGGAACCAAGUUGGGAAGAAAUCCCUCUUUAGCCACCCCGCCUUGGACAGGUCCUAUUUUCCCCUUGACAGUGAAGUCUGAUGGUUCCUUGGAUAGUUGUUCCUCGUCCGCGUGCCAUCCAGCCAUUUCCUUUAUCCCCCCCAGCCAUCCUGCUCAAGUGGCCUUUAUCUCAAGUUCUGUCAAAUUGAGUCUUUCCUUGAAAGGAGCCUGCCAUUAUUUGAUUGUCUUAAAAUGGCAAGAUUGAAAGCAUUGGAUCUGCAUUGGAUGCCUCACUUGGGUUCCCAAUCUUAAUCCCCUGAGAAACACUUUUACACUUUUUGGGGUUUUCUGUUUUGUUUUGUUUCCCCUUGGACUACACUAGUAGAGUUUUUUAGAGACUUUGGAGCUGGAAAUUCACUUUUUAUAAAUGGCUGUGUUUAAGUGUUUCCUUCCUUUUGUCAUUCUCUUUGAACUAGUCAAGCCCUAGAGGCUGGGUCUUGACAACCCCUGAUUCUUUUUUUUUUUCCCUCCCUCACUCCAAUUUCUAGAAUCACCUGGGCACAUUGGCCCAUAAGGAGGCUGCAGUUUGAGGUUAUAAAACAUCCCCAUCCUCUGUGCUUGUGCUUCUCUCGCAGCAUUUGCGCACUCAGAAUUCUGUAGGAGGGGAAUCACUUUGUUAUUGGGAGAGAGGAGUCAAAACCAAACGGAUAAAGUAAAAUUAAAAAAAAUCCAGUUACUGGCUUUAGAAGAUCGGGAGAACUAUAAUGAACGUGUCUCUAGGGCCAAAUUAACCCAGCAAUUUGAAGAAAAGAGUGUUUCAAAGUAAUAGAUCCUGUACUUAUCAGGGCUAAGACUAGCAGCCACGGUUCCAGUCUGACUUGGUGCCUACCAAACUUUUCGUUGCCAUUCAGCAGAGAAGGGUUGAAUGAGGUUGUCGGGCUCAUAGGUAAAAAGGACACUUUUUUGUUUUAAGAGUAUGCCCUCCCCCUUAUUCCUAAUGUGCGUGACCCCUUCUGCCUUCUAGUCUGCUCAUUUGAUAGCUGCUGCUGCUGCUACCAGAAUUACUAGGGAAUCUGCCUCCACCCCGCCCAGAGUCUGGGUACCGCCCAGCCUGAUAAUGGUCAAGACUAGCCUAGCUGAGAGGCUUGAAACACUGACUUAUUCUGGGACAUCAGCACUUCACCCCAACCAAUGGUUGCUGGGACAGUCUUGGUCACCGGGUUGGCUGUUAUUUUAAUUUGCCACUUAACCUUUAACCUGGCCCCAUUUGGAAGCGUGGCAAAAAAACCCUUUCUCCCCCAGCCCCCACCUGCUUCAGAGGAAAAUUCCUCUCCCCGAAGCACCUUGUGUAGACAUAUACAUUGUGUUUUCCGUGGGUGUUUAUUUGAGGCAACUAUGCAGCAUAAACCAACGAGAAAUCAUUUUUCACCUUUAUUCCCUCAUGUACUUUGGAAAUCCUGGCUUUCACAAAGGGUAAUCUGCUUUUAAAAAAGAUUUGUAUUAAAAUUGUUCCCGUGUAUGUAUAGGAAAAUCAUUUUAAUAUUGCUUUAGUAAGGGCACAGCUAUAUAUAUUGAGGUUUCAAAGAAACUGUGACCAGUCUCCAUUUCUUGCAAAAAAAAAAGUAGCACAGCAUUUAUGCAUCAAGUUCUUAUGUACAAUGUUCAAUGUCCGCAGCAGGUUUACAGUUACAGUGUAUGAAGGAAAGUGUAUAUGUUCUUUCUUUAGCUGCCCUUCACUACUGCUUUAUCCCGCUGCAAUGCAAAUAUAGCCAGUAAUGUUUUGGCAUUCAUGGUUCCAAUUUUCGAUUCUCCCAUUUCCUCCUAUUUUCUCAUCCAUUGACUUGCUCCAUUUUCCCUCCCGUCAAAGGUAAAGUGAAGAUUUUUUUUCCUUGUCCCCACUAACGUGAGGCUUUCAGAGGCUCUGUCCUGCCUCCCCAAUAUCUCGCUAGUGUUUGUUUAAAUGCUCAGCCUGAAGCCAGUCUGCUCAUCUCUAGCUGGAUAGUACAGUAAAGAGGAUUUAAUCGGAUGUAAUAUUUUCCCCAAUCAUUUGUGCUUUGUGCUUAUUUAAAGAGAGACUACAAAUAUAACAGUACCAUAUAGGAUAGAUUUUUAUGUCUCUCUGGGCGGGAGAGUCAAAGAGAUUGAAUAGAGCCUACCGCAAAUCUCCGGGAGGACGCUGUAAGGAGCCUUCCCCCUUUAUACAGUCUUCAGGUGUCUGUGGAGUUAUGGGGACGUAAUCAAUCUCAGGGACAGUGGAAGAAGGAAAAAUCAAAAGAAGCCACUGAUUGGGCAGGUGUAUCCUUUUUAGCUCUUCUGUUUUGGUCUUUUUUGGGACCGUGACUGGCCUCUGUGAAGACUUACACUCCCCCAGUCCUUUCAGAGGUUGGUUUGGGGUUUUUUUGUUUUGUUUUUUGGCUGAAGUUCUGUGAAAAGCACCUCCACCCGACUCUUUCUUAUAGGUAAAAUUAAAAUCAACCUUUUCCUCUCGAUCACUCCCGUGAUCAACUCCUGUCAGGCGAAGGUUCGGAAGUGGUCCUCUCCACCUCGUGACUAAUUUCCGCUUUAAUCGGCGAGUGGAAAGUCUUGAGGAAGCAGGGACGGGUUGCUCUAACCUGGGCUCCGAUCAUUGGUGGCGGUCUUCUUCUCCUCUUCCCGUCCCCGCGACCUUUCGGGCUAGCAGAGAGAAUAGCGGAAGCUUGUAGAAUGUAAGGGAAUGGUUUCUGGAAACGGGUACCCACAGCUAGAGAGCCUGAAUGCUUCCACUUUGUUACCUGUUCUCCACAGAGCCCUGUAUGUGCUUUUGUCCUGGCCAGAAUAGUACUGUCUGACCCUCCAUUUUCUCUGUGUUGGUCACAACUGUAAGCACCUUCCUGAUUGUAUUUUGCAUAAGAGGCCUAGUCAUCGGUUGGGCCUGGGGCCCCCGAAUGUAUGCCCAGUGAUCAAAUCUGCCAUACUGUACUUGGAACUCUUUGGUGUUAAAGUGAAGAUUUUACUGUGAGAUGGAACUGUUCCUAGCUGCAGUAGAACCUUUUAAAGACUAAGGAAGCACUUUGAUGAAUCUCUUAGGCACAGUCAAAGAACACCAACCAAGUGAGCUGGGAGAGAACCAAACCCCUCUCCCCACCCCAAUUUGUAAUUAAUGUAACCUGAUGUCAGCACCUUGGUUCUGUUCCUCAGUUCAUUGCUGCUUUACUUUUUAAAGAGCCAAAGAGAUUAAUUCCCCAUCUCCCCCCACCUCCCCCCGACAUUGCCAUUUCUUGAAAAGUAUGCCAUAUUUCAAUGGGAAGGGUCUUUUUCCCUUUGGCUCCCCUCUCUUUUUCCUCCUGAUUCUAAAGUACUAAUGUGCCUGUAAGAGCAGGCCACCGCAUUUGCUCAGAUCUCUUGACCGUGCUUCAGUGGCUUGGUGUGCCAAUUUGGCAGUGCAAAGUUUUGCUUUCAACGUUCUCCUUCCAUGGCACCCACUCUCUGUCUCCCGCUCACCUCUGUUCCCUCGAAAAAGAACUUUUAUCAUGUGGCUUGGCAAUCUAAAAAUCCACCUCCUUCUGGUGGUCUUGGAUUCUUAGAUGGGUCUGCCUCCUUCAAGGCUGCCCUCUUAAAAAGCUAUGGGUGGGCAGGAGAAUUGUGAGCACCUUGGUAGGUUUGAUCUCCCAGGGAAAGAACGGCUUUGUUGAAUUCCCAGUGAUUCUGGAUUCGGACCACUUCUUAAAAGCAUGUUAAACCAAUUGAUUUUUAAUUAAAAGAAACACUUCCAACUGCAGAGUUAUUGGAAAACUGAAAUAUGAGUACCAUACUGGUAUCUUUGAAUAAUCGAAAGCCUGUUUUGGAGGAGAUGAAAAAGAUUUAGUCUAUUAGAUUUGCACUGCUGGAAUUUUUUUAAGUGUAACCUUAAUGGUUAGCCUGUUGUUUUAUUCUGUAAGACUAGUCUUUCCAAUUAAAGUUUGAUAAUUAAGUA